AUGUUGAUCCAGUAUGAUGGUGACGGAGUGGUAGCAGCGUAUGGUUCGAUGCCGGAUGUCGAUUGUGAGCAUUGCGUGAAUGCCUGCUCCCAUUUGACCGGAACCUUGUCUGCCGAAAUGACCAAUUCGCGAUCGUGUCCAUUACAUUUGCGAGUGCUUUUGCUAAAUUUGGAUUUGCCUGCUAUGUCCGAUCGGACUCCUUGUGCAUUUAAUCCAGUUACUGUCGGUCAGAGACUAUUGGCACGAUCUGUUAAUCCACAGGUCGCCACUACUAUAUCUUCCAGCUCGGAUUGUAUUCCCCCGUGUCUUCAGAUCUAUAGCUCCGUGUCACAGUUGUGUGGAUCUGAGAGAGAACAGGGAAUUUCCAGCUGCGGUUGUUUUGCAUCCACUCCAUGGCCUAUCGGUGGUGUGCAAAUCAGCGUUUGUGCCACCAGUGGUGCACUUCGUCUCGCAUGGGCCAGUCCAGAUGCACAAAUCAAGGUGAUAUCCUGCAUGUUUGAUACAGCAAGGUCCACUCCACCGUACAGAACUCAUCACAGAACCUAUCCGCAGGGCACAUCCAAUCGUCCGCAGAGACAAGUGACUCCAUUUGCUUUCAAGACUCCGCUACUAACACAGAACUACUGCUCACGUUGCUAUUGUUGGCCAGCGCGCGAUAUCCAACCAUGUCAUUUGUAUCACUCUUCAUCUUCAGACGUUGAUCAUCUGGAUCCAUUUGUGUGCUUAUUUCGUCAGAAACACCCCAUUACCGUCGUCGCGAAUGCAGAUCACUGGCCGGAUAAUCACAAACAAUCAGAAGUAAGCAGUACCCGUUGGAUCUAUGGUAAAUGUCUACUAUCCAAUGAGCGUUGA
Echinostoma caproni is the source of this 852-nucleotide messenger RNA. The record is from the annotation of a GenBank genome assembly. NCBI's taxonomy places the organism in Eukaryota, Metazoa, Platyhelminthes, Trematoda, Plagiorchiida, Echinostomatidae.